Branchiostoma floridae (Florida lancelet) is the source of this 1765-nucleotide messenger RNA. Its product is annotated as prolyl-tRNA synthetase associated domain-containing protein 1-like. Lineage: Eukaryota; Metazoa; Chordata; Leptocardii; Amphioxiformes; Branchiostomatidae. The record is from RefSeq and is a predicted model, not a curated record. Gene Ontology annotation, molecular function: aminoacyl-tRNA deacylase activity. Bases 80 to 607 code for a protein of 175 amino acids. The transcript is spliced from 3 exons.
AUUUGGCUGACAGAUAUUUUAGGCAUUAUUUUGACUAGAGGAGACGAUUUGAAAGGUUGAAAGGUCAAAGGUUUCCAAGAUGGCAGCGGGAGAGUUGGGAGGUAGAGCCGAGCUGGAGACCGAGCUGGAAAAACUCGGCAUUCAAACGGAAACUAUCGAACAUCCGGAGGUGUUCACAGUGGAGGAGAUGAUGAAGUAUGUGUCACAUGCACCAGGUGCUCACUCCAAGAACUUGUUCCUCAGAGACAAGAAGAAAAAGAACCUCUGGGUUUUGACUAUUCUUCACAAUAGACAGGUAAAUCUAGGCUGGUUAGCCAAACAACUCGGUGCGGGAUCUGGCGGCGUUCGCUUCGCUGAUGAGUCCAUCAUGCUGGAGAAACUGGGCGUCGGGCAAGGCUGCGUGACCCCUCUCGCGCUCUUCAAUGACAAGAAGGGCGAGAUCAAGUUCCUCCUGGAUGCAGACAUCGCGGAGGGCAGUCACGAGAAGAUUUUCUGCCACCCGAUGACGAACGCUGCUUCCAUGGGGAUGUCUGUUCAGGACUUCCUCAAGUUUGUCAAGGCAACAGGACAUGAACCUAAACUAAUACAAUUUGAACCACUAGUAUGAUCAAGAUGUUACCUGAAUACUGUUGCAAAGCCAUGUGCAUACCAUUUUAAUUUGUUGGUCUUCAGAUUCAAAGAAUACUGAAAUGGAACAUCAACAUGGAAACAGAGUCUGAUAAAAACCAAGAAAAUAGAUUGGUUUGGUCUAAUGGAUUAUUUCUACUUACACCUGGUUUAACGUUUCUUUCUUUUAAAGUUGUAAAUAAACUUAAAACUUAACUUGUCUUGGAGAUGGGUGUGCUGCUAGCCAGGCAAAUGUCUACCUCUGUAGUAUAUGUUGUUUGAGAAAGGUGUAGUUUGGGUAUUUUUGGUUGAUAGUUUUCAAAAGUGGUUACAUCUAACAGAAUACUGCUGACCUUUUUUUGAUAUUGCACGAGUUAAGAACUAUGGAUGGCUAAAUUGGUAUGACUUUUGUGCCGAAUAAAAAUGGUAGGAUUUGCUGUGCAUCGCGUCUGUUGAAAACAUGGUGGGAAAGUUUGAAAAGCUGAGAUGUGCAGGAGCCUGCAGCAAUUCAUUUGAUAGCCCCUAGCUUAAUUGAAAACAUUCAUAUACCUAGGUGAAACAUGCAUUAAUUUUGGAGUGUGAUAAUUAAUUGAUAAGCUAUAUGAUAGGUAGUGUUUUAUAGGUGUGAUUUAACUUUAAAGUGUGAUAAUUUAUUGAUAAGCUAUAUGAUAGGUAGUAUUUUAGAAGUCUGAUCAAGAAGGUUCUAUGUUGAAUACAGGAAUGUCACCUGUAUGUGGCUGUUAUACAGGAUUAAUAUUAAGUAAUCAUGACUUUCUCAAAGGCUGGUUGUGUGUAGCUCCCAAAGCUGUUCCCGGCUGAAGUGAAAUACAAAAUCAGUACUCUCCAAGCAGAGGUUGGUUGAAAAAAUCGUGACCUUUUCUUUUCAUCCAUUUUUUAUCAACCGACUUUUCCACCAAAAAAAGUUGGUCGAUAAAAAGCAAAGGAAAGUCACAAUUUUUUCCAACAACCUCUGCUUGGAGAGUACAAAAUCAGCUCUUUAAGUAUCAUGUUAUAACAGUAGCUAGUUGUUGUUCUUUAUGCCAUAGAAGUGCUUUACUAACUGAUUCAUCUUAGAAGCAAUCAUGUUUAAAUGUGAAAAUACUAACUCCUUGCAAAGCAUUUGAUUUUUCAUUCUGGGAAUAAAGCAAAACUUAAAGUA